This is a messenger RNA of Nerophis lumbriciformis (worm pipefish), 1488 nucleotides long. The record is from RefSeq and is a predicted model, not a curated record. NCBI's taxonomy places the organism in Eukaryota, Metazoa, Chordata, Actinopteri, Syngnathiformes, Syngnathidae.
AUGUCUGCACUCCGAAAGAAAUUCGGGGACGAUUACCAGGUAGUGACCACGUCAUCCAGCGGCUCUGGCUUCGGCAACCAGGCGCCGGCGGAGAAGAAGCGCAAGCGGCAGCGCUUCGUGGACAAGAACGGCCGCUGCAACGUUCAGCAUGGCAACCUGGGGGGCGAGACCAGCAGGUACCUCUCGGACCUCUUCACCACCCUGGUGGAUCUGAAAUGGCGCUGGAACCUCUUCAUCUUCAUCCUCACCUACACGGUGGCUUGGCUCUUCAUGGCGUCCAUGUGGUGGUUCAUCGCCUACAUCCGCGGGGACCUGAACAAGGCGCACAACGACAAGUACACGCCGUGCGUGGCCAACGUCUACAACUUUCCCUCGGCCUUCCUCUUCUUCAUAGAGACCGAGGCCACCAUCGGCUACGGCUACCGCUAUAUCACGGACAAAUGUCCCGAGGGCAUCAUUCUCUUCCUCUUCCAGUCCAUCCUUGGCUCCAUCGUGGACGCAUUUCUCAUCGGUUGCAUGUUCAUCAAGAUGUCCCAGCCUAAGAAGAGGGCCGAGACGCUCAUGUUCAGCGAGCACGCGGCCAUCUCCAUGCGUGACGGGAAACUCACGCUCAUGUUUCGGGUGGGCAACCUGCGCAACAGCCACAUGGUCUCCGCGCAGAUCCGAUGCAAGCUGCUCAAAUCCCGGCAGACCCCUGAAGGCGAGUUCCUCCCCCUGGACCAGUUGGAGCUAGAUGUAGGCUUCAGCACGGGAGCAGACCAACUCUUCCUGGUUUCGCCGCUCACCAUCUGCCAUGUGAUCGACACCAAAAGCCCCUUCUACGACCUCUCGCAGAGGUCCAUGCAAACGGAGCAGUUUGAAAUUGUGGUGAUUCUGGAAGGCAUCGUGGAGACCACGGGAAUGACAUGCCAAGCAAGGACGUCCUACACCGAAGACGAGGUUCUGUGGGGACAUCGCUUCUUUCCGGUCAUCUCCUUGGAGGAAGGCUUCUUCAAGGUGGACUACUCGCAGUUCCACGCCACCUUCGAGGUGCCCACCCCGCCGUACAGCGUGAAGGAGCAGGAGGAGGCCCUGCUCCUGUCCUCGCCGCUCAUGGCUCCGUCCCUGUGCAACAGCGGGGAGAAGAACAGUUCCCUGGACUGCCUGGAGACCCUGGAGGACAAUGACAGCACUACCAAGCUGCCCAGCAAGCUUCAGAAGAUCACAGGGCGGGACGGCCUUCCCAAAAAGCUGCUGAGAAUGAGCUCCACCACCUCCGAGAUGACUUACAGUUUCGGGGAGCUGCCCAUGAAGCUGCAGCGAAUCAGCUCCGUGCCAGGAGUGUCCGAUGAUAAGCAGGGCGGCAAGGCGUCCAAAAUAAGCACAGAGCCAAUCAGCAAGUCGGUGGCAGACUUACCCCCCAAACUGCAGCGACUGGCCGGGGGAGGCAGGAUGGACGGACACCUGCCGCCCAAACUCAGAAAGAUGAAUUCGGAUCGCUUUACAUAA